AUGAAGAAACCUUAUCGCAACGAUAUUACAAACGAAUUUAUCCGAGCACUGAUGAAUUUUGAUUUCGAUUACGAGAAAGAACGCUUCGAAGCUGAGCCUUCAGCUGCUUCGAUGGACGUAAGCGGAGGCAACUUAAAUGAACUGAUUACCUUUGAUCAUGUCCCAGAACUGGAUCCAGAACAAUUGAUGAACGACCUACAUCAGAUGGAAUCAUCUCAAAAGCGUUCAUAUCCGAUCAAUGAUUUCAACUUUGCGACAACGCCAGGCCUUGAAAUUUUUGCUCAACCGUCACCGACGCAACAAUCAUAUACCGAAUCUGAGUCCAAAGGCAGAACUGUGCGUUUCAUUCGUGGAGUACACAAAGAACUAAAUGGAGAAAUAUACGAUUGCCCAGCUAUCAAAAUGUCAGAAGAGUAUUUCAAUGCCAAUAGACCCUACUUCAUCUGUGUUACAUUAACAACGAUUGAAGUAAAUGGAAAUCACUAUAUCCACCCUUGUCCCUUGGGAAUACAUGAAACGGAAUAUCAAAAAGGGAUUGGUCACUUCGACCGAAGUAUACUUUACCCGAUAAACUCGAAUACAGUCGAUCGUAAUGGAAUCAUGAAGUUCGACAAGUUGAUCAUCAUAAAAGCUACGCAGAAAGAUCUUCAAAGUCUGGUUCCGUUUGAGUUAAGUAAUGAACAUCAAACUACAACGAAGCGCCCAAAGAAAACUGAUUCAAACGAUCAGCUGAAAUACUUACAAUUAGCCUUCAGCGUGGGUGAGCUUCUAAACCAACAACGUUUUCAACCGAUUGAGAAAAUAUUCUCGGACGUUAUGCGGGAAAUGGAAGUGGGAGAAUCAGAAGUAGUGCAAAGCACUCGAAUAGGUUAUGGCGCGCUUAUAUUCUACGAUAACUUUCAAAGUAGUAAAAUCGAUCUAACCAAAUGGGAGUUUCUUGAAGGCACUGGAGAAAAUGGAUGGGGUACUCAUCAAAAGCAGUACCAUACAGGAAUUGUUGACGAAAACGCCAGAUGUGAGAAUGGCCGUUUGGUCAUCGAAGCACGAAAAGAACAACAACAAUAUAAAGGCUAUAAAUUUACAUCCGCUCGAUUAAGGAGUAGAAAAGCAUUCCGGUAUGGCCGACUUGAGAUCCGUGCCAGAUUACCUCCUGCGAAGGGAACAUGGUCUUCAUUUCUUUUGCUUCCCGUCAAGCGUACUUAUGGCAAUGCGAUGUGGCCAGAGAACGGCGAAAUAAACGUAAUGUCACACUUGGGACGCACUCCAGGGAUCGUUAGAUCGUCACUUUGCACCAAAAAGAACAAUCCGCUGUGCAAUAGCAUUCUUAUUGAUGAAGCUAAAGUUCCCGACGGAAUGGAUCAUUUCAAAACCUAUUCACUGGAAUGGACACCCGAUCGAAUCGAAAUGUUCGUUCGAUUAAACGAUACAGAUAGGAAUGAUAAAUUAAUCUUAGCAUUUGAGAAACAUAAUAGAGAUUGGAAGUUUUGGCCAUUUGACCAGGAAUUCCAUCUGGAAAUAUAUCUAGGUGUUGGUGGAGAUGUAGCUGGGGACGACAUUGAUGAAGAUCAAUUUCCUCAACGAUUUGAAAUCGAAUAUGUAUCUUUCCAGGAAUACAACUAUACAUGA
Messenger RNA from Adineta ricciae, 1626 nucleotides. NCBI's taxonomy places the organism in Eukaryota, Metazoa, Rotifera, Eurotatoria, Adinetida, Adinetidae. The record is from the annotation of a GenBank genome assembly.